AUGGAUGACGAAGUUGACAAAUUUUAUCGAGAGCGUGAUGAACGUUUAGAAAAUGAUUUAAAAAAAAGUGGUAAAAUAAAAAAGAGUGUCACAUGGUCGAAAAAUAUUGAUGAUAAUGACGAAGAUGAGCCACAGGAUCACGAAGAAGUAUUAGCAUUUGACGAUAGCGAUGAGUCGGACAAUGACGUGGAUUAUCAAACAAUCGAUAAUGAAGAUGAAGACGAAGACGAAGAAGCGGAUGAGUCACUUGGUCAAAAUCAACAGUCGUGGGGGAAAUCAUUGCGAACAUUUUAUAACGAAGAUGUAAAUCAAACAGCAGAUGAUGCAAAAUUAGAGGAAAUGGAAGCUCUUAAUAUACAAAAACGUUAUUAUGAUAUGUUAGAACAAGAUGAUUUUGGUUUAAAUUUAUUUCAGACACCAGCACAAGGAGUGGUCCCAUCGGUUGAUCAAAACCAAAUUAUUGAACAAGAUUUAGCUAAACUAAGUCAGAAUGAAAAGUUACAGUUAAUAAAAGAUGAAUCACCAGAAUUAGAACAUCUGUGUAUAGAAUUGAAAGAAACAUUAAAUGAUUUAAAAAUUUAUUUAUUACCUUUGGUAAAUUUGAUUAAACAAAAUCAACAUUUUUCUGAGGAAUUUCAAUCUUAUAAGGGUUGGGAAUUUGUUCAAUAUUUAACUGAACUUUAUCUCACUUACUGUUCAUAUCUGAGUUUAUAUUUUACAAUGAAAUCAUCAUCAAAUGAAAUGACGAGUGUGGUAAGAAAUCAUCCGUUAAUGAAUGAUAUUAAACAAUAUAGACAAUUAUGUCAAUUAUAUAAACAAGAUUUUGAACAAAUCAAGCCAGAUAUAGUGGAACUAUGUGAAAUUUUAAAUGAAAGAAAAAAAACGAUCACCAUUGGCACAACGCUACCGUCAAGACCAUCUUCGAGUAAACAAAAAACAACAUUAAAUCAACGACAAAAUGGUCAUUCUCAUCCGUCAAAUGGCAAUGGCUUGACUAAUCCAUCGAAUUCAUUACGUGAACAGAUUAAGAAGAAAAUGGAUGAAAUAGAAAAAUUGAAAAAACUAGACGAUGAUGAAAAACAACAAAGGAAGAAGAAAAAACCCGCAAUGCCAGAAGUAGAAGAGGAUGAUAAGUCUGAAAACGAUGACAAUAUAAUGGAAAAUAAUGUUGGAGAUGAUGAAAAAAUUCAUGAAAAACGUAAAAUAACGUAUCAAAUUGAAAAAAAUAAAGGUUUAACACCGAAACGAAAAAAAGAAAAUCGAAAUUCACGUGUUCGUCAUCGUAAUCGUUAUGAAAAAGCGUUGAAUAAACGAAAAAGUCGUGUGCCAACAGCGAGAAACGAAGAGAAAAAAUAUACAGGUGAACCAACGGGUAUUAGGGCUGGUAUAAAACGGGGUGUGAAAUUGAAAUGA
Didymodactylos carnosus is the source of this 1413-nucleotide messenger RNA. NCBI's taxonomy places the organism in Eukaryota, Metazoa, Rotifera, Eurotatoria, Philodinida, Philodinidae. The record is from the annotation of a GenBank genome assembly.